AUGGAACAGCUCCUCCUAUAUGAUCAAGAGUUUAAGCGACCUCUCUGUGCAUGUGCUGCUGAUCACAACUUGCCAGCAACACUAUCAGCCAAUGGGGUUUGCUUGAAAAAAAUAGUAACGGUGCUGGAGCCCUUCGAGGAGUUAACUAGGAAAAUCAGCUCAGCGACCUCCACUGGAGCCGACGUAAUCCCAGCCGUCACCGUUUUAACACGCCUGCUCGCCGAGGAGAACAGUACUGACAGCGGCAUCAAAACAAUGAAAAGCACGCUCCUCCAAGCUGUCAGCAGGCGAUUCAGCAGCAUUGAAAGUGAACCCCUCUAUGCAGUUGCCACUUUAGUGGACGCUCGAUACAAAGAUAGAUUCUUUGUGGGUGAAGAAACUGCCAGGAGUGCGAAGGCUCUCCUGACACAAGAGCUUGAGCAGAUGGAGCAAGCACUGCUCAGGGCAUCAGCUGAUGAAGCAGGGGCAACAGAGGCAGAGCCAGUAGAAAAGGUUGCUCGCAUGGAAGCUGGUACAAGUUCUGAUUCUCCUCCAAGCACAAGUAAGAGCAUGUUAAGCAGUCUGUACGACAGAAUUCUGGAGGAGCAUGAUGAACCUGCAGGAGGUAGCCAGGCAGCGGUUAUCCAAAUGCAAAUGUAUUUGAAAGAACCAACGAUGGGCGAGAAAGACAGCCCUUUCCAGUACUGGGCAAACAACCAUGCUCGCUUUCCUCUCCUUGCUGCUGUUGCGGAAAAGUUCCUGAGUGCCCCUUCAACCAGUGUGGAAAGCGAAAGACUGUUUAGCACGGCAUCCAAUAUUGUGGAUGAAAAGAGGAAUCGUCUGACAGCAGAGAGAGCAGAAAUCCUCAUAUUCCUCAAAAAGAACCUGCCAAUGUUUAAGUGAGAU
Pimephales promelas (fathead minnow) is the source of this 885-nucleotide messenger RNA. NCBI's taxonomy places the organism in Eukaryota, Metazoa, Chordata, Actinopteri, Cypriniformes, Leuciscidae. The record is from RefSeq and is a predicted model, not a curated record.